GAGAGAAGAAGAAUUUGGUUGUUACUGAGCCGUUUAGCCCACUCCAACAAUUCACUGGGGGCUGGAGGGGGGGCGGGGGGUCGCCCUGACGAGUUUUAAACCUGAAUUUUGAACCCUGACCAUACGUUUCGCUCCGCUCCGGCCACUUCUCCCAAUGUCGGAUUUCAAGCUCGGGAUUGUUCGCCUCGGCCGUGUGGCCGGUAAGACAAAGUACACUCUGAUUGAUGAACAGGACAUACCACUGGUAGAAAAUUAUGCCUUUGAGGCACGCAUGGAGGUAGAUGCAGAUGGCAACGGGGCUAAGAUCUUUGCCUAUGCUUUUGACAUUGGGAAAGGGCGCUGGGCAGGCAGGCCACUGCAUGAGCUACUCUGGGAGAAACACAGAGGAGGCAUUGCACCCAGUUUCCAAGUCGUCCACAUUAACUCCGUGACAGUAGACAACCGGCUGGACAAUCUCCGCCUGGUACCAGUGGGUUGGAGCACCAAGCCAGAGGAAAUUUCAAGCAAGCAGAGAGAACAGUCUCUGUACUGGCUGGCCAUCCAGCAGGUGCCGGCUGAUCCAGUGGAGGAGCAGUACCUUGAGUUGAGCCGCACACGCUACUACAACGCUAACGGGGAGCUGGUGGAAGAGGAGGAGUGCUCCUGCACCUACUACGAGUGUCACUAUCCCCCUUGUUCUCUCAUUGAAAGGAGGCUGCGAGAGUUCAACAUCUGUGGGCGCUGCCAGGUGGCACGCUACUGUGGUUCCCAGUGUCAGCAGAGGGACUGGCCCGCCCACAAGAAGCAGUGUCGCGAGCGCAAGCGUGUGAUGGCCCUGGAGUCAGACCUUGAACGAUGAACGAUGAUCCUCCUCCCUCCAGCUUAAACAAGGAAGGAAGGAGAGGGAGACGGGAGGCAGGGGAGUGGGGACUAAGUGCAAAAUGGGGAGGGGGGUUAACUGCUGAAAGACUUAACAACGGAGGACAAUGUUGGUUGCUUGAAUGAUUAAUGGAGUGUAAUGGGUGAGCAAGGGAAGGAGAAUAAGACAAAAAGACAACUACCACUUCCCUGAACUGGUUAAUCUCCAUUGCUUGCUUUCCAUGUGGAUGGGGAUGAUGGGGGAAGGUAUUUUGUUUCUUUUUUUUUUUUUUUUUUGUCUUUUGUUUUUUGUUUUUGAUUGUUUCUCGAGGAGGGACACCCUUGAGCUUCACCUGCUGCUAUAGUUUUUAUAUGUAAGGAGGUAAAAGAAGUUGUCCCACUGAUAAAGCCUGGGUGAGAUUCUUCGGACUACAGUUAAACACGGACGGUUGUCAUCCACUUUAUUCCUUUGUCCCAGCAACUAGGUAUGACGACGUCUGUGCACAUGGGAAUCUAGGGGCUCCAGUACCUGGUAUAAGCUGGUACAAUGGGACAUGGACCUUCUCACUGUACUGCUCCCUUUUUUGAAUUUUGGUGCACAUGGCUACAGUCGUCUUGGCCAUAGGCCAAUUCUCUGCCUGUUAUGCUCUCCUAUUGUGACCAACAACUAUAUGCAGCAGAUAGAUUUCACUGAUUAAAUCACACUACCAGUAUUUGUGUGUGUGUGUCUUUGUGUGUGUGUGUGUGUGUGUGUGUGUGUGUGUGUGUGUGUGUGUGUGUGUGUGUGUGUGUGUGUGUGUGUCCAUUAUGGACUGAAAGACAUAGUUGAACGUGGGUGAUGGAUGGGACUUAAGAUUUCUGUUUUGUUAAUGGGCAAUUAAUAAAUUAUCUUAAAAUUUUUACAAUUAUUUUGGAAAAUAUGGAAACGAUUUCCCUUUAUGUUAUGAAAUAGCUGCUAAAUAAGGGCUUUUGAUUUUUUUUUUUUUUCUAGAUGAGUUGCUUUGGUUGAUAGCUUUAAAUGCUAAUCUCAUUUGGGCUGUGAAAACAAGUGUUAAAAUUUGCCAGAUCAACAAGUUCAACUUUGUUUCCAGGAAAUCUGCUAAAUUUACUACAUUACAACUGGACAUUGUCUUGAUUGGCACCCCUCCCUUAUCUGUGCUUCCAAUUAGUCAGAUUUGACAGAUUUUGAUAGUCACACGAGCCCAUACCACCUUACCCCAGAAUCAGAAUUAUCUUUAUUGGCCAUGUAGGGUUGCACCUACAUGGAAUUUGACCCCGGUUUCACCGCGCUCUGUUAACGUCGAAUAACAACAACAGCAACACAAUAAUCUUCAUACUAUGUAUAUAUAUAUAUAUAUAUAUAUAUACACACACAUAUAUAUACACACACACACAGCAGGCUUUUGUCAUUUUUUUAGUUUUUGGGUGGGCAGGGGAGUUAGGACUACAUGGUCUUGUGUUCUGUGUAAAAAUGUACUGUUGUGUUUCUUAAGAACUUAUCGGUGGACAUCUUGCAACAAAUUUCCUUGGAACUGUUUUGAAACAAAUCCUGAAAAUUAAAAA
Messenger RNA from Lampris incognitus (smalleye Pacific opah), 2400 nucleotides. It is a transcript of the gene zmynd19, whose product is annotated as zinc finger, MYND-type containing 19. NCBI's taxonomy places the organism in Eukaryota, Metazoa, Chordata, Actinopteri, Lampriformes, Lampridae. The record is from RefSeq and is a predicted model, not a curated record. Bases 155 to 838 code for a protein of 227 amino acids. The transcript is spliced from 6 exons.